GUGUUGUAAACCAAAACCAAUCUUGCGUCUAUUUGGCCAUCUAGAUCUAUUUACACGCUUUUUCACUUGCUUGCUGUCCACUAACUUAUAUACAAUGGCUCUGAGGCGCAUUAGCCCUGGCGGAGGAAGCGAAUAAAACCCUUGGCAAUAAUCGCACCGUCCUGUUCAAGGUGCGCGCGGCGCAUUCCGUCGUCAGACAUCUCAUCGGUAAACAAAACGCCACGGCGGUUGGUCAAGAUCUCGUCCAUGAUCUCGCCUGUGAAUUCGGGGUGGCCCUGAAUGCUGAUGUAGCUUCCCUCGGAAUACAGCGCCUGGAUAGGGCACAUGUCGUUGCUCGCCAGUACUGUCGAGCCUUCAGGGACUUCGUAUACAAUGUCGGAAUACAUUUGCUCAAUGUUCUACAUGACACAACAUGGUCAAUUAGCCUUUAUUCUUCCCCUAUUAGUCGUUCCGUUGACAAGAGUUGGACUUACCAGUAUAUCUCUACCAAAGAUUUCUUUGCCCUUAUCUGUGCAGUGAAUUGGCAUAACAGACACCUCCCAUCCCUUCUUAUUCUUGACGACGGGUGCGCCCAAUACUCUAGCCAAGAGCUGAUGGCCAAAGCAGACGCCAAUAACCUUGACGCGCUUAGUGGCCAGCGCCUUCUUGGUGAAUUCCACCAGAUUCAGAAUCCACGCAUCGUCAUGGUACGCAGUGUGUUUGGAUCCCGAGAUGAGAAUGGCAUCGAUGUUAUCCAAGUUGGGAUACGGGUCCUUAUCGUCAACAACAUGGUGACCCGUGAUCUUGAGCACCUCCUCUAGUGGCUGAGGCGGUUCGAGUAUCUCGGCAGCCUUGCGCAGCAUUUCGGUAUACAGUCCGCGAUAUCCGCCAAACUUCUCGUUGGCCUUGGGCUGCGGCGUGUCAGCCUCGAUGAUGGCAAGGCGGAUGGGAGCCAUGGUUCCUGGUUCUUGUUUGGCUGGUGGCGUUCGCGUCAGAGGCACGGCGGGAGCAGUGUGCAUGCGGUAGAGGAGGAUAAGGACGACAAGACCAGAGAGGACAGCAAUAAAUCUACGAAAGACGUGCAUGGCAAGAGAGAGAGGAAACCCCGGUCUUUUGGGGCGGGCAACGCGAGAGUUUUGGUGGAGAAGUAGCGUUGGAGCUGAGCCGAUAGCGGGAAUCUAACCCGGAGUUGGGUUUUGGUGGUCGUCGCGGACCGAGAAACAGUGGAGGCGCGGUCAGUUCACUGCCGGCGUUCAAAGGGCGGACUGGACUCUUUUGCGCGGUUGACCGCCGCCCCCCACGCGGGCGACUGUUGGCGAUGGCGUUCUACAGGGCGCAAACAGGGCGCGGCUACAGUUCACCAGAAAGCAGCACCACAGGCAGACACAGGUUGUGGCGCUGAAACAGUGAUGGCGGUGCUGCGCGCUAUUACCAGGACGAAUAUACCACUACCGGUAGCGUAGUGCAAGUUCGCCCCACGCUGCGAUGCGAACCGCUGAAAAAGCCUUAGAGCCUGAAGCUGCCUCUGUUGGUGGGGCAUCGUCUGCUGGGGACCUUGCAGCAGCACUGUUUGCUGCCUGCAACGUCAUCCAAUCUCUGCGGCUGAAGGCUUUAUACGUGUAAAAGCAGCUCCAAGGUCAUCACUGGUCAUCUAUUAAAUCGAAAAUACAUACAGUGGCACCACCUGCAGCUUCUAUUUGUCAUGGGCAGCCAAUCAACUAUCAAGGGUUUCCUGACGGCAGCGAGAGCAGCCCUCACCGCGCCGGCUUCAGCCAAAACACGGCCGCUAACACUAGUUAUCGGAAACGAAUCCGCUGAUCUGGACUCGUUGUGCUCAGCUCUGCUCUUCGCCUACCUACGCUCCAACAUACCCAAACAGCCGCUUCACAUCCCGCUUUGCAAUCUCGCUCGGGAAGACCUGAAGCUACGCACAGAGCUGUACCCUGUUCUACGCCACACUGGACUAGACUAUAAUGAUCUUUUAACAUUGUCGGAUCUGCCGCAAAUAGCCUCCGAUGAUCAGGCUGACUGGCUACUUGUCGACCACAAUGCGCUGACUGGUUCCCUUGCAAAGUAUCAGAAUCGCGUGCUUGGCUGCAUUGACCACCAUAUCGACGAAAAGGCAGUCCGUAAAGAGGCAGAGCCUCGCGUUAUUGAACAUGCAGGUAGCUGUGCAACGCUCAUCAUCGACCACUACCGCAGCGCAUGGGAUGAGAUGAGAAAGGAUGCGGCGUCCAAGGAUGAAAACGUAAAGCUUGCCAAAAUCGCAUUGGCACCUAUCCUUAUUGAUUCCGAUAAUCUCAGAUCCAAAGAAAAGAUGAGCGAGAAGGACCCUAUUAUUGCUAAGCUGCUCGAAGAUGUCAUAGCCGACAAAGACUUCGAUUCAGCCACAUACUACAAGGAAAUAGACACUGUCAAACACGACAUCUCAAGCCUUACGAUCCCCGAAAUCCUUCGUAAAGAUUACAAAGAAUGGCGUGAGGGAGAUAUACAGCUCGGCAUCAGCUGUGCCGUCCAAGGCAUGGACUAUCUCGUCGAAAAAGCAGGCUCGGCAGAUACACUCUACAAGCACCUUGGAGAGUGGGCCGAGAAGCGUAGCCUCGAUGUAGCCUCUAUCAUGACUACGUCUUCUCCCAAUGGCGUCUUUCAACGUAAUUUGCUAGUGUGGGGAGUGACACCUAAUGGCCAGGCAGCUCUCGCAAAGUUUGGCGACAUGUUCACCGACCACUUACAGCUCGUUCAAUUAGACACUGGAAGCUUGGAUAGGCCUGGCGUAAGCUUGGCCUGGAAUCAAAAGAAUCUCAAGGCCAGCCGGAAACAGGUAGCACCUGCGCUACGAGAGGCUCUGAAAGCCGUUAAGGAAAAGUUAUAAACAUUCAUGCAUAUAGAGAGUAAAUAUGGUAGAAUUUUCUAUAGUACACUUGUUUCUAAUAUAAUGAUACAUGAUAUGAUUCAUCCUGUUUUAUACAAAUAAUGUUACAUUCUGAUAUUGCCUCGCAAAUUAUGCCCUCGCGCUGCUUUCGGAAUCGAGGAACCUGUUCAAGCGGCCGUCGCGCUCGCCACGCGCAGUCAUGGCAAUAUGAUGGCGGUGCAGGUCCUCAACUUCUCUAAGCACGCACACAAACUCACGGCGCUCAAGCUGUCGCUGUUGGAUAAUGCUCAUGCCUUCCUUUGAGGGCGGUUGGGCUAGGAGCUGCUCAGCCAUAGGGUCUGCUGUAAGGAUACAGGCUUUUAGCGACAUGUACAAAGCACCCGUAAUCUCCAGCUCAAUCUGCUCCUUGAGCAUCUCGGGAUAUACCCAGCGAAGGGCCUCUGUGCAAAGCGUAGCGUCUUUGGUCAGUGCCAUGGCGCGAAACGCGAGCUCGUAGUGUUCCUUUGUGCGUGGCUGCUGUAGGCGUGGCGGGAUUCUGAAGACGUACCAGAAUCGUUCCCAUUCUUUGCGAGAGGCAUAUAUGUGCAUAAGGCGGAGUUGCUGGAGAUUGUCUGGUCGGAGCUUCAUUUGAGCAAUGAGAUAUUCGAUAUUCUUACGAGCUUGUUGUAUGUGCGAGUCGUAUGCUGGCGAGAGUGUCAUCGCUUCGAUCAUGGUGACGAUUGUCUCGGGGUGCCAUGUGCUGGUAUCCUGCUCUUCAGCGCUCUGAAGAAGUUGGUCCAUGGCGGACAGUCGAGUCAGAGACGAGUUGGGUUCCUCUGAUGUUGCUGAAAAGAUGGCUUGGAUCAGAGAAUGCAGCUUGGAGCGGUCAAUCUGGGUACCGCUCUGUUGGAGCAGCUGCAAUUGUUGUCGGACCUCGUCUAGCGGGACACGCGGAGUUGGCUCUGGUGGUGCGCUCUGGCUGGGUUUGCGCUGCUUGGAUGGUUCUAGCCGACGUGCACUCGUUGAAUAGAAACGUCGCUGUUCUUGUGAAGCUCGCUCGAGAGCCUGCCAUUGCUGUUUGGAACCAGUGGUAGGCAGCUGGAUUCUCUCCUUCAUGAUUCUGUCGAUUUCUUGCGUAUUGCUAGAGUCCUCGCCGAGGAACUUCAUCUGCUGUACGACGCUUCGUCUCAAAGUGCUCUCCCAUAGCGUUUCGAGGUUCAACUCAUCACGUCUAGCCUCUGUCAUGCACUGCACAACAACAGUCACUCCGUCUUCCUCCGACCCGAAACCUGAAAUCAUCCCGCUCUCGUCGAAGCUAACAGAUGCAUUCGAUUGCGACUCGUUGAUGCCAAAGUUGACACAAAUCCAGCCUGUGGAAAUGCCAUUAUCACCUCUCGGGAUGACUGCUGUGUUGGUUCCCAUCAGCUUAGCCUUCUUGCGUAGACGGCGCAACUUUGUUUUCAAUUCACCGGGGCCAAUCAGACCAUCUGCCUUUGCAGCAAUGCUAUGGUUCUUGCGCAGCCAACGGACAAAUCGUCCGGCACUGACGUGAAGAUGGGUUUCACUUCUGGCCGUUCCGAAGAGCAUAAUGAGGUUCGGCCCAAGCGCAGCAGCAGGGUCUAGCUCACGGAGGUCGAACAUGGAAAUAUCGUCAAGACCCAUGUCUUCAAAGAUGUACUUGAUCAUCGGGCCAAUCAUUUUGGGGGCAUCUUCUGGUACGUCAGGGAGCUUCUGUGUAUGUUGGCUCGGCGCCCUCUGCGGUGCUUCUUCCUCUAGGAACCAGGGAACAUUGGAUGCAAGUUCCGACUCUUCGGCAUCUUCUACAUCAACCAAUUCAUCUUUUAUAGGCGUUUGGCUUUUAUUGUCGGUUGAGUAUAGUCGAGAUGUUGUCGCAAUGGAACGCUGCCAGCGCAUAGGAGUUGCGCUACUUGGCGUAGUAGGGGUGCACAGCUGGGUGCGAACAGUUGUAGCUCGCAGCACAACAUUGCGACAGCUUCGGCAGCCGAGGCCCGUAGCAGCUUUUCGAAGAAGCAUAGCCAACAGCCGAUUGCCACGAAUGGCAAAUUUAUACUGUUUGCUAUAAAAUUAUAUGUCGACG
Molecule: messenger RNA, 4928 nt
Organism: [Torrubiella] hemipterigena
Lineage: Eukaryota; Fungi; Ascomycota; Sordariomycetes; Hypocreales; Clavicipitaceae
Source: the annotation of a GenBank genome assembly